This is a messenger RNA of Thermochaetoides thermophila DSM 1495, 3729 nucleotides long. RefSeq names its product tgf beta receptor associated protein 1-like protein. The transcript has 3 exons. Gene Ontology annotation, cellular component: fungal-type vacuole membrane; cytoplasm. Bases 1 to 3729 code for a protein of 1242 amino acids. Gene Ontology annotation, biological process: endosomal vesicle fusion; autophagy; vesicle-mediated transport. Lineage: Eukaryota; Fungi; Ascomycota; Sordariomycetes; Sordariales; Chaetomiaceae. The record is from RefSeq and is a predicted model, not a curated record.
AUGGCGUCUGAUGUUCAGAGGAACAGGGCCAAAGGAGCGCAGGCAAUAGCCCCAACAACGCUCCCAGGAACGCUUCCCUACGCCUUGCGCCCGCUGUUGCUGGAUGUUCCCUUGUCAGCUGACGGAAGAAAUGAGAAUGUCAAAAUAAACUGCGUUGAGUAUUAUGACGGCAAUCUCUAUGUCGGCACCAGCGCUUCGGAGCUUCUCCAUUUCUUUAGAAUACCCCCAGAUCCCCAGGAUCCCAACGGACAAUCAGCCUUUAUUCUCGCCUCUCGUUUGCCCCCAGCCUACUCCGAGAGCUCCAAUAGCUCGCGUCCCGGUGUACAGCAGAUCCUCCUCCUGCCCCGUGUCGGGAAAGCAUGUGUCCUGUGUAACUGGACCGUCACCUUCUACUCACUACCCGAACUAAGUCCAGUGUUUGGAACGACCCAGGUCCGAAACUGCAGCUGGAUCGGUGGCGUGGACUUGAAUGAGGGCGUGGUUGGCGUUGGGAAUGAUCGGUCUGGCGUGACUAUCCUGCUCUCCCUGAGCCGCCGCAUCCAGGUGGUCAGGAUAGGCGAAGAGGAUGCACGCGUUAUUAGGAAAAUCGAUUAUGCCGGAAGCACGCUCACUGUGCGUCGGGAUUCGAUCGCCUGUGUAGCCGAUGCGAGAAGCUACGCCUUGCUGGACAUCGAUCGCCAGCUCAAGAUCCCGUUGAUGAGCAUCUCAUCAUUGGACGAGCCGCAGCCUGGUAGUGUGUUUGGUCAACCACAGGAUAUUGCGACUGCCGCUGGUGGCAGCUUGUCCAGGAGUUCAUCAUCAGCGACAGCUCACCCGCCAUCUCACGUCCACUCCCAUUCUAGAAGUACAAGUUUUGGUGACUUUAUCUCUGGCAUGAGGAGACCCGACAGGAGACCGAGCGAGCCUGAGGAACCAGUGUUCCAAGCCCCUGACGCCCCUACGCCCUCGCGCAGUCCUGCCCCAGCAGACAAGCCUUUGCCUGCCCCUCCCCGAGACGGCGCCGACCCGUCACCUCCUCAGGCUACCGGUUCUGCCCCUCCGCGCGCCGGUACCCCUCCGGUACGAGCGACGCCAUCGCCGAAGCCAGGAUCAGCUCCCUUAAAGCCACACAUCCUCUCACCAACACCGGAAGAGUUCCUCCUAGUAACGGGAACAACACCUCUUGACCCAGGAAUAGGCAUGUUCGUCAAUCUCGAUGGUGACCCUACUCGCCCGACACUCGAGUUCGCUCGGUACCCCAAAGAGAUUGUGGUCGACAAUAAUGCCAACCCCCCUUCAACACCAGCCUCAUCACGUCCUCCUCAAGUCGAAGAGAGCUUUGUGCUUGCUUCCAUGACCAGGGACUUCGAAGAUGGUACUCAUCAUGGGCUUGAGAUUCAACGUUUCGAUGCCAGCGUGGGUGAAGAUGAGCCGGAGAAAUGGUGGCUGGAUAUUUGUGAUAUGAGCUCCAAGAAGCUCCCUACCAACACACCAGUCGGUGUCCGUCUGCUUCUACAGAGCGAGGAGGUAGUGUUCGACGACGUGGUAGAUCGCUUGUCCCAGCGUCGAUUCACCCCGUUCAAGGGGCCGCCGGAGACCCCAACAGCGUCUCUGAAGCGCACAGAUUCUCGUACGGCCUUGUCCUUAAGAAGGCUCUCAGAGGAACAGCAGCUCUUCGAUCAGUCCGAUGACGAGACUCUGCCCCCUGGGUGGGAAGAGACGAGGAAUCAAGAAGCAGAGGAGUUUGUGCGGCAGUUGGCGAAAACUUCAUCGCGUCUAGCCAUCUGGGCUGGACCUGACAUCUGGUGGGGUGUGCGAAACCCUCUACUUCUUCAGCUGGAUGCUGUUCUCGACUCUGCUGCUACCCAGCCAGGUACGGUCGAGUCACGGCACCAACUGCUGACCCUGUUGGAGUCCAUCAGAGAUCGAGAACCCACCACCGAGCUUGAGUUCAUGACACUUGGUUACGUCAGACAAAAAGCAAGUGUAAUGCUGCUGGCUACGUUCCUGAACUGUCCCGAACCACCGUUCAGCGACCUGGAGCGACAAGCCAUGGAGGUUAAUCUUCUCAACGGAGACUUGGACCCGCGAGUCGUCCUAUCCCUGAUUCCCGCUCUUCGUAACGAAAUCGUGGUGAAGACCAGAGGUAUAUGGAUCUACGGUGGGGUCAAGACCCUCGUUGACAGCUACAUCGCCAUGGGGUCGGAAGAGGUGGUCACACCCUCGAUCUGCACAUUGUCUCCUCCCGUUCUGCAAUUCCUUAGACGCUUCUUGCUGGCCUGGCGGAAGAAGAAAGGUUUUGGUAGCAUCUCGGACGAGGUCUUCCGGACGGUUGACGCAUGUCUGUUGUUGGUCCUACUCGAGCUUGACAAGGACACUCCUCCCGGUCAGACGGGAAAGCCAGGUACGGUCAGGAAGGAACUGUACGACCUGGUCGACCAUGGAGUAGACUGCUUCGACCGGGCAGUCAGCCUGCUCGAAUCGUAUCACCGUCUCUUUGUCCUCAGCCGGCUAUAUCAACAUCGCAAGAUGAUCGCAGACGUGUUGGCAACAUGGAAGCGUAUCAUUGAGGGAGAGGAAGACAAAGGCGGCGAACUCGGCGAUGGUGAACUGCGCCUACGCAACUACCUCUCUAAUAUUAGCAACCAGGCGCUGGUGCAAGAGUAUGGUCUAUGGCUUGCCAGUCGCAACCCUAAGCUUGGCGUCCAGGUCUUUACGGACGAGAAGAGCAAAGCCCCCAAGUUCCAACAUUCUCAAGUUGUUGCUCUUCUCCGGGCUGAAGCCCCUGGGGCGGUCAAAUACUACCUAGAGCACCUCGUCUUCGGCAAAGGCAACACAUCCUACGUCAACGAGCUCAUCACAUAUUACCUGGACAUUGUGAUCGCCGACCUACAAUCCUCGCCGGUGUCGUGCGAGAAUAUUGCUGCCUCAUACGAUACCUACCGAGCUCUGCAACCCCCGAAACCGACUUACCUCCGCUUCCUCACCGACAACGCCCCACCCGACAACGAGGCCUGGCAGGCCCGUCUCCGUCUGCUCCAGCUCUUAGGCGGCGGCCACGACUACGAUGCCGAUGCCAUCCGCCAGCGGAUCGACACCCUCACUUUUCCACUUUCUGCCAACAACGACGAUCAACAACCCCAACAAACCGACUCCUUCACCUUCACAAGCCACCACCCGUCCCACCUCCUCGUUCCCGAAGCCAUCAUCCUCGCUGCGCGUGCCUCCAACCACGCCACAGCCCUCCAUCUCCUGGUGCACCGCCUAGGCGACUACGACACAGCCGUAUCCUACUGUCUCCGCGGCAGCGGUGCCCUGCUCCCCGCAACAACCGUCCACACAGCUACAGGAGGCCCAUCCGCAUCAGUCCAAAAAGCACUCCCGCCCACUUGGGCAGACCAAUGUGCCCUCUUCAACACACUCCUCCGCUCUCUCUUGUCUCUGCCCGACGAAGGCGGCGAGCGUCUUGCCCAAACAAGUGCCCUGUUGGAAAGGUUCGGUGCGUGGUUUGAUGUGCUUGAGGUGCUACCUCUGCUGCCGGAUGAAUGGCCCGUGGAGAGCGUGGCUGAGUUUUUGGUGAGUGCGUUGAGAAGAUUGGUGGCUGAACGGAGGCAGGCGGAGGUAGAGAGGGCGAUGAGGGCUGUGGAGGGGUUGAGGGUUGGUGCCGAGUUUGUGGAGGUUGUCAGGGAGAAAGGGGCGGUUGUUGUGGAGGAGGAUGGGGUUGAACAGAGGGUGCGGAUCGAAAGUUAA